UGGUUGAAGAACAGAGCAGCCUUGAGUGUGUUAUCAGCAACUACAAUGGCUUCUUCCCAAAAGAAAGGACUGCAGACAAGGAUUCUUAGCUCUGAAGAAGAGGAGAAAGUGCAGAGAGACCAAACUUUGGUGUCUGAUUUUAAACAGCAAAAACUGGAGAGAGAGGCUCAGAAGAACUGGGACCUUUUUUACAAAAGAAACAGUACUAAUUUUUUCAAGGACAGACACUGGACCACCAGAGAGUUUGAGGAGCUAAGGUCAUGUAGGGAGUAUGAAGGUCAAAAAUUGACUCUACUGGAAGCCGGAUGUGGGGUUGGGAACUGUUUAUUCCCACUCUUAGAAGAAGAUUUAAACAUCUUUGCCUAUGCCUGUGAUUUCUCCCCAAGGGCAGUUGACUACGUUAAGCAAAAUCCUUUAUAUAACACAGAGAGAUGCAAAGUAUUCCAGUGUGACCUCACUCGAGAUGACCUCCUUGACCACGUCCCCCCAGAGUCUGUGGAUGCCGUCACGUUGAUCUUUGUGCUCUCAGCUGUUCACCCAGAGAAGAUGCGCCUUGUCUUGCUAAAUGUGUACAAGGUCCUAAAACCAGGCAGAAGUGUCUUGUUCCGUGACUAUGGGCUGCAUGAUCAUGCCAUGCUUAGAUUUAACGCUGGAAGCAAACUCGGAGAAAAUUUUUAUGUCAGACAAGAUGGAACCAGAUCAUACUUUUUCACUGAUGAGUUCCUGGCGCAGCUCUUUGUGGAUGCAGGUUAUGAAGAAGUGCUGAACGAGUAUGUGUUUCGGGAGACAGUAAAUAAAAAAGAAGGCCUGUCCGUGCCGCGAGUUUUCCUUCAGGGCAAGUUCCGGAAGCCUCCGAAGGGCCCCGCUCCCUCCACCGACUCUGCUUCGCUUUGAAGAGAAGAAUCUUAAGCUGCUUU
Messenger RNA from Acomys russatus (golden spiny mouse), 917 nucleotides. RefSeq names its product methyltransferase 6, methylcytidine (gene Mettl6). The record is from RefSeq and is a predicted model, not a curated record. Bases 46 to 894 code for a protein of 282 amino acids. The transcript has 5 exons. Lineage: Eukaryota; Metazoa; Chordata; Mammalia; Rodentia; Muridae.